Molecule: messenger RNA, 4943 nt
Organism: Manis pentadactyla (Chinese pangolin)
Lineage: Eukaryota; Metazoa; Chordata; Mammalia; Pholidota; Manidae
Gene: GP1BA
Product: glycoprotein Ib platelet subunit alpha
Exons: 5
Coding region: 804-2999 (731 amino acids)
Molecular function (GO): protein binding
Source: RefSeq, a predicted model, not a curated record
ACCGCCCACCCCACGCUUACGUGACGCAGCCGCGGGGACAUAGCGUGAGUGGUGGGUGUCCGCAAAGACACGUUCAGCACGAUGACGCAGUUCAUGACAAUGAGCGUGGCAACCACCAUGACGAAAAUGAGGUACCUGAGGAGUGCGGAGUGCGUGAUGUCACGUCACAGCUCCUCCACUUCCCCUGGCCCACAGAGGGCGCCGCUCGUUCUCUGACCUCACAGACGCACCCCACCCAAAAGGUGGAGAUAGGCUCCUAGCUGCAUCUCCUCUGCGGGGCCAGACGCGCCUCCUGGUCCCCCUCCUCCUCCUCCUACCGCCGGUGGCAGCUAUGAAGGGGACCCCCGGCUCCCUGGAAACUGCUAUGGGUCUACUACUUCCACAACUCCACGGAGCUCCUUCCUCUGGUAGCCCUUUCAGCCCUCGCCUCUGUCUUCUCUGGAACUCGCUGUUGGUGCAGCCCAUGAAUAUCUGAAGCAAAGUUUCAGUGAGCUGAAGUCUCUGGAGCCGCGGGAGCCAAAGAAGCCGCCCGCCCGACGCCCACCCUGGGGCUGGUGCUAAGUGAAGCUGCGGCCAGUGUCGUGAGCUUCGGCGCAACCUUGUUAGAGAUCUUAGUCCUGUGGCUGCAGCAGGAGGUGCGGUGACUAGAUGGCGGCGACGGCAGCUCGGGCCCAGCCCCAGAAGCUGGGGAUCCGGGUGGAGCGCUGGCCCGGGCAGCCCUGGCCGCGGGGCAGGGGCCUCGGCAAGCCGGGGCUGCGGCGGGCAAGAGCGCCCGGCUUUUCCUCCACGGGCCGUGGCUGUGCAUGUGUGGACGCGGAUUGCAGGGAUCCGCCUCCCUCCUGCAACAAUGGCGACGCCAGCUGGGCCUCAACCUCCGGGGAACCGACCCUCCCUGGAGCCGGGAGACAGAAGGACCGAGUCACACCCUGGAAGAAGCUCUGUGCCUGCGGAGGUCUUUCUACCUGCCUGUCCCCAUGCCGCUCCUCCUCCUGCUGCUCCUGCUGCCCAGCCCCUCGCAGCUGCAGUCCAUCUGCGAGGUGUCCACGGUGGCCAGCCAGGUGGAAGCGAACUGUGAAAAUCGGGGACUGAAGGCGCUGCCUCCAGGUCUGCCGGCAGACACAAACAUUCUCCACCUGGGUAAGAACCCCCUGGGCACCUUUUCCACAGCAUCCUUGGUGCCUCUGGCUCGCCUCACUCAGCUGCACCUGGGUGGAAGCCAGCUCAUUGGCCUGCAGCCUGAUGCCUCACUAAAGCUGCUGGAGAACUUGGAUAUAUCCCACAAUGAGCUGAAAAGCCUGCCCUUGCUGGGACGGGCACUCCCGGCACUCAGCACCCUGGACGCCUCCUUCAACAAGCUGGCCUCAUUGUCUCCUGGUGCCCUGAGUGGCCUGAGCCAGCUCCAGGAGCUCUACCUGCAUGGCAAUAACCUGAACACUCUGCCCCCCGGGCUCCUGGCACCCACGCCCCGGCUGAAGAAGCUCAAUCUAGCUGACAACAAACUGAAUGAGCUGCCCCCUGGACUUCUGGAUGGGUUGGAGGAACUCGACACCCUCUUCCUACAAGGGAAUUGGCUGCACACAAUCCCAAAGGGCUUCUUUGGGGACCUCCUCCUGCCUUUUACUUUUCUCCACAACAACCCCUGGGAAUGCAACUGCGAGAUCCUUUAUUUCACUUUCUGGCUGCAGAACAAUGCCAACAAUGUCUACUUAUGGAAGGAAGGUAUGGAUGUCAAGGCCAUGACCCCUGAUGUGGGCAGCGUGCGAUGUGUCAAUAUGGGAAGCAAACCUGUAUGUGAAUAUCUAGGGAAGGAAUGCUCCUCCUUCCGUGAUGCGGGUGGCAUAGACGACUACGAUGACUAUGACGAGGAGGACCAUGAGGGUGACAAGGCGCCUUCUGCAAGGGCCGUGGUCAGCUUCUCUGCCAACAUGAAAGCCCCCACCGCCCACUGGGGCCCACUUCACUCAGAAUUUACUGCUUUCCCAUACAGCCAGGUGCUCCCAACCCAAGAGUCCACCAAGACACAGAUCAUAUUCUCACCCACCCCAGAGCCCACCACAACCUGGACCACCCCAGAGCCCACCACCCCAACCACCCCAGCGCCCACCACCCUAGAGCCUACCAGUCAGACCACCCCAGAGCCCACCAACCAGACCACCUCAGAGCCCACCACCCCAACCACCCCAGAACCCACCACCCUAGAGCCCACCAAUCAGACCACCCCAGAGCCCACCAACCAGACCACCCCAGAGCCCACCACCCAAGAGCCCACCACCCCAGAGCCCACCACCCCAAGGCCCACUAACCAGACCACCCCAGAGCCCACCACAACCUGGAUCACCCCAGAGCCCACCCCAACCCCAACCCACCUAGAAUCCAUCCCAAUCCUGACCAUGUCAGAACCAACGACAUUCUUAAAUACUGCCCCAGAACCUGCAGCCCCAACUACCUCAGAAUCAACCAGAUUCUUAACUACCACAGAACCCACCCCAUUCCCUACUACCCUAGAAGCCACCACAGUGAUCAUCUCUAAAUUUGUCAGCCCCCUGAAGGUCCGUGGGCUGGUCCAAGAGGAUUUGGAUAGCUCCAGAAAUGACCCUCUCCUCAACCCUGACUUUUGCUGCCUCCUCCCCCUCGGCUUCUACAUCUUGGGUGUCCUCUGGCUCCUGUUUGCCUCUGUGGUCCUUAUCCAGCUGCUGACCUGGGUCUGGCACGUGAAGCCACGGGCCCUGGAUUUUGGCCAGUCAGCUGCCCUGGCCACAGACACACACACCACACAUCUGGAGCUACAGAGGGGAAGGCAGGUGACCGUACCCCAGGCCUGGCUGCUUUUCCUUCAAGGGUCACUCCCCAUUUUCCGCUCUAGCCUCUUCCUGUGGGUGCGGCCUAAUGGCCGUGUGGGGCCUCUGGUGGCAGGACGGCGGCCCUCAGCCCUGAGUGUGGGUCGUGGUCAGGACCUGCUGGGCACAGUGGGCAUUAGGUACUCUGGCCACAGCCUCUGAGGGGGGUGAUUUAGGGACCUUGAGAGGCUCUAACAGGUUUUCCUGCUGGGAUCCAGCUGGGAGUGGGUGGGUGGGUAAGGAGCACAGGGCCGGGGGGAGGUCUUAAUUACUUUCCCUUUAUCAGAGCGCCCUUUUCACACCCCAGGCACACAACCUUGGACCUAGCAAAUCCUGAAGGACUUGGCUGGGUCCUGGAAUAAAGCUUCCUAUGCUGGAUGGUGGGGCCCCCAGACUACUAGGUCAUUACCGUUGCUUUUCAGGAGUUUUCAGAAAAGGCAAGUAAGAACAGAACAUGGUUCCCACAUGUGUGUACUGAGGAAAACUUGGAAAGGGAUUUAUGAAAAUGUGAGCUCUGAUCCUCUCUGGGUAGUAUGAAUAUAGGUGAUUUUAUUUUACUUUCCUCUCAUUAGCAACUUCCUAGUUUUCCACCAUCAUAUAUUAUUUGUAUAAUUAAAAAUUUCAAAAAGAACACUUCAUCUCUUUUGGAGGGGUAUGACUGGGGUAGCUGUCACUAGCGUUCUUAGGGCCUCAAGGGUCCCAUCCUAGUUACACUCACCCAAAAAAGCUCCCAUCUUGGCCUGCACCUACCCUGCUUGGUGCACCUUCACCAGGCCACCCCAAGCACCAGCUCCAGCUCCAGAACCGUGUUUCCCUGGGGCGGAACAACACUGCGGAGGCCUACCUACCUGCAGCCUACAGCACUGGGAGUGACGGCAGGUGUCUGACGCCCACACCUGUGGCCUCAGAAAUGCAGCUUCCCACUCUGUCCAGGUCAGUGAGAUGGGAAGAGUGUGGUCCUGCUGAUGUGUACCAUCCUGGUGGGUUGUAUUAAGUCUUGGGUUUUCUGUUGUCCAGCCAGGAUGCAGGCAAACAGAACCCCCUUCUCUGCCCUGGUGCCAUAGAUUCUGCCAUUCCCCUUACCAUGUCGGGUGGGGCUUUAUCUCCUGCUGUGUCUGCAGCCCACACCUAGGCCUGGAGCUCAGAGAAUGGGAGUGAAAGCUGAGUCUUUCUGGCUCCAUGGAGACCCCUGCCUCCAUAUGGUGGGAGAUCUUCCUAACAUGAAAACCUAACCCCCUCUCCUUUGAGGUCUUCCCCAGAAAGAGGACACUCAGAACACUCAAGCUUGGCAAGCAACGACUUCUGUGCACUGACUGACCAACAGUCCAGCUUCAUCUCUCCUAACAGAUACUUCCCACCCUGGGCUCCAUCUACUGCAGACUGCAUAGGCUCUGGCUCCCAGCAUCCCUCUGAGCCUUUGCUCAGCCAGGAGUGCUGUGCUGUCCCUCUUCCUGGACCAGUCUAACUGGUCCUACACAGGUCUCUCCUCCCCCAGGCUAGGCCUGCUGCUCCAUGUUAUCCUGCAUCCGUCUGUUGCUACACUCUUUCCAAACUGCUUCGGUGUCAUCUUCCCCUCUGGACUUGAAACUCCUUAAGGACAAGGUUCAGGCUUCAAGUUUCUUUAAGUGGCCACUAUGGCCCAGGUCAGCAUGUGCGUGGAGGAGGCAAGAAGGCCCAGCAGAGAUGCCAGGCUGCCAAGCUCCACCUCUGCCAAGGGGAUAGCUCCCACCUGCUGCCUGCUCAUCUCCUGGCCCAUCUCCGGAGAAGCCUUUCCCCUUCGGGCCUCAAGCUGCCCAGCCCUCCUUUCAGUUGACCUUCCAGUGCCUCCUGAUGUUUUAGGCUCCUUAAGGACACUGCCUGGGAAUCACAGAUCUUCUAAAGAAAGGCUGAGGCAGUCACUCUUCCCAGCCUAGGCCCACAUAAAGUCUCCAGCCAACACCCUCACUUUUCUCAAGCUUCCAGGUUUUGGGACAGGGGGAUUGUGUGUGUGUAUGUGUCCCACCCCCACCAGGUCAGCCUUCCCUUCUAGAGACUCUUAUUCCCUCCUCUUUAGGCUGCAGAAGCAGUCACCAGACCCCAGAGGCCUUUCCUGAGGAUUACACAGAA